Molecule: messenger RNA, 1250 nt
Organism: Vitis riparia (riverbank grape)
Lineage: Eukaryota; Viridiplantae; Streptophyta; Magnoliopsida; Vitales; Vitaceae
Product: haloacid dehalogenase-like hydrolase domain-containing protein 3
Exons: 6
Coding region: 91-1002 (303 amino acids)
Source: RefSeq, a predicted model, not a curated record
GAAAUCAAAAUCAAAUAAGUUAAUAGAGGGAGAGAGAGAGAGUUUUAAAGAGGGAGGCAUUGAAGUGCUCACAUCAAAUGAAGCACGGAGAUGGCUCUAAUGGCGUGCAGGACGAAGGCAUCUAGGGCUCUAAAUUGUCUCAUAGAGAAAACAGCUUGUCUCAGAACUGGGCCUUGCGCCAAUGGCUUUUCUCGGAGGAUUCUGGACGACCCAUUUGGGGGAAUAGGCCAUUUUCGCUGUUAUUCUUCUUAUGCGGCCGUGGCUUCGAACGAGUCCAGACUGGGUUUGGGUGGGUUUGAGGUUUUGGGACUGAAAGAUUACGAGGAGUAUAGAAAAGCUCUGUACGGAGAGAUAACUCACAAGGCUCUCUUGGUUGAUGCCGUCGGCACUCUUCUUGUUCCCUCACAGCCCAUGGCUCAGAUCUAUAGAAAGAUUGGUGAGAAAUAUGGGGUGGAGUAUUCGGAAACUGAGAUAUUAAACAGAUACAGAAGGGCUUAUGCACAGCCCUGGGGUAGAUCUCGACUCAGAUAUGUGAAUGAUGGAAGACCCUUCUGGCAAUACAUAGUCAGCUUUUCCACUGGCUGUUCAGAUACUCAGUACUUUGAGGAACUUUACCACUACUAUACUACUGAAGAGGCUUGGCACCUCUGUGAUCCUGAGGCAGAGAGAGUAUUCAUGUCUCUUAGAAAAGCGGGUGUAAAAUUGGCUGUUGUUUCAAACUUUGAUACUCGAUUAAGACCCGUUCUGCAGGCAUUGAAUUGCAAUCACUGGUUUGAUGCUGUGGCAGUGUCAGCUGAAGUUGAAGCAGAGAAGCCAAAUCCUACAAUAUUUCUAAAAGCUUGUGAGUUAUUGGGAGUAAAACCAGAGGAGGUUGUUCAUGUAGGAGAUGACCGGAGGAAUGAUAUAUGGGGUGCCAGAGAUGCAGGCUGUGAUGCUUGGCUCUGGGGAAGUGAUGUCUACUCCUUCAAGGAGGUUGCUCAAAGGAUAGGGGUCCAGGUCUGAUUGAAGAAGACCCCUUGAAGGCAGGAGGACUGGGGAAUGUUUUCAUUCCGUACCUUGGUUGCAGAAGGCUUGUAUAUAAUCUGACCCUGUUUUGGUAUUGGUUUCUGUAAGCUAAUUGUAUGCUAGCUCUGAUCGAUGUAAUUUGUCCUUAUGAUUGUAGAGCUAUUUAGACAACUGGCUUGGAUGUGAUUAAAAAUAAAAAUAAAAAAACUCCAAGGAGAUGUGUAUAAAGGGGGCGAUUUUCACAA